AUGGCCUUGCUCUGCAACUCCUCAUCUACACUCCCUGUUCCACCAGCUUCGCGAACAAAGAAACAUACUCCAACCGUUCUCUUCAACAAAUGGGCUAGCAGAACUAUGACUGGUGCCUUAACCGGAGCUAUCUCUUUUGCUCUUAUAGUUUCUUUGCCAUCUCCGUUCUCGAUGGCACUUGAAUACUCUUCCGUACAAGUUGAAGCGCCUUCCCCGUUCAGUUCUUUACCGCGGGAGAGUUGCCUCGAUGAGGAACAAGAAGAGAAUACCGAAACUGGACCUGUCACCAAUCAAGAAAUUGUGGAGGAAGCUUGGCAGAUUGUGAAUGACAGCUUUCUCGACGCUCGUCGCCAUCGCUGGACACCUGAAACGUGGCUGAGAAAGAAGGAAGAUAUUUUAAGUACUUCCAUUCAGACAAGCUCAAAAGCUCACGAUAUAAUCAAAAGGAUGCUUGCUAGCUUGGGUGACCCUUACACACGUUUUCUUUCACCCGGAGAGUUCUCCAAGAUGGCGAAGUAUGACAUGAGUGGUAUUGGAAUAAACCUUAGGGAAGUUCCAGAUGACAGUGGAGGUGUGAAACUGAAGGUUCUUGGUCUCUUGCUGGAUGGCCCUGCACAUAGUGCUGGUGUGGAACAGGGGGAUGAAGUCCUUGCUGUGAACGGAGUGGAUGUGAAAGGAAAAUCAGCCUUUGAAGUGGCAUCUAUGUUACAAGGCCCAAGCGAAACAUUUGUAACCAUCAAGGUUAAGCAUGGCAACUGUGGACCCAUUCAGUCUAUGGAAGUCCAGAGACAACUUGUUGCUCGUACUCCUGUCUUCUACCGGUUGGAGCAAGUCAGCAAUGGCGUGACUUCUAUUGGGUAUAUGCGCCUAAAAGAGUUCAAUGCAUUGGCUAGAAAGGAUUUGGUAAUUGCAAUGAAGCGACUGCAAGACAUGGGUGCCUCUUAUUUCAUUUUGGACCUUAGAGACAAUCUUGGUGGAUUAGUACAGGCUGGAAUUGAAAUUGCUAAGCUUUUCCUUAACGAAGGCAAUGUUGUGAUUUAUACUGUUGGAAGGGAUAACCAGUACCAAAAUACUAUUGCUGCAAAUACUGCACCAUUGGCUACAGCUCCUGUUGUUGUAUUGGUGAACAACAAGACUGCUAGUGCCAGUGAAAUUGUUGCCUCUGCACUACAUGAUAACUGUAGAGCUGUUCUGGUGGGGGACAGGACUUAUGGAAAGGGUUUGAUUCAAUCUGUGUUUGAGCUUCGUGAUGGAUCUGGUGUGGUGGUCACUGUUGGGAAGUAUGUCACACCAAGCCACAUGGACAUUAAUGGAAAUGGAAUAGAGCCUGACUUUCAUGAUUUCCCAGCAUGGAGUGAGGUCUUGCAACGUCUUUCAAAGUGCAGUAAGCUUCAGCAAGAAAAAAAAAUCAGUUGAGAUGUGAUCCGAUCAGCUUGCCCAGUGGUUAUACUGCUUAUGAGUUGAGCUCAAUGUUCAUGGUGGCAUAGAGCAACUACUCGUAGCUGAUAGAAUUCAACUUCCAGCAUCUUCUUCUGCAUGCCUUACCACAAAAGUUAGACAGCUGAUCGGGUGGAUGAACGUAGAGUUUGUGGCUGGAUCCAUAUUUUGUAAAUGGAUUUUGUUUAACUGAUCCAUCAAAUUAUUAAUGUCUGUGAAUAACAAAUAAAAUAAUUAGCCAACAAGAGAUGAUUACAUCUACCCAUAUGCUGGGAGUAAUA
Messenger RNA from Tripterygium wilfordii, 1718 nucleotides. RefSeq names its product carboxyl-terminal-processing peptidase 1, chloroplastic. The transcript is spliced from 13 exons. NCBI's taxonomy places the organism in Eukaryota, Viridiplantae, Streptophyta, Magnoliopsida, Celastrales, Celastraceae. The record is from RefSeq and is a predicted model, not a curated record. Gene Ontology annotation, biological process: proteolysis. Bases 1 to 1416 code for a protein of 471 amino acids. Gene Ontology annotation, molecular function: endopeptidase activity; protein binding; serine-type peptidase activity.